This is a messenger RNA of Oldenlandia corymbosa var. corymbosa, 1961 nucleotides long. NCBI's taxonomy places the organism in Eukaryota, Viridiplantae, Streptophyta, Magnoliopsida, Gentianales, Rubiaceae. The record is from the annotation of a GenBank genome assembly.
CUUGACCUAAACAAUUACAUGACUUCGUCCAGCAUGAUGUCUCUAUCUGAUUGUAUUAUCUUACGUGGUAGAUGACUAUAUAUUAAAACUGAAAUUAUACUCCGCAUUAGAUGUUAAAAAGUUUGAAAAUUUUAUUUAGUCACAAGAUUAGAUGGGAACCUCAAUGUUAGACUAGUGAACAUUACCUUACUUCCAAUCCAAGCACAAAGGGCUUUCCCUCAUAAUUCAAUCAGUAGUAGUGUGACCACUAACCAAUUCCCACUUCAGAUUUUACUUUUCCUUUCCGAUCCCAUUAUUUGAAUAAGUUCAUUGAUUCAACAUAUAUGUUCAAGAACCAAUUAGUACUUUCUCCCCCAUUUUUCCCUCCCGAUCAUCUUUUCUCUCUUUUCCGACAACACUAUAGUACCAUGCUUCUUUCCAUUCUACUCCUUACUCUUAACCUACACUUAGUGUUCUCCUCUCAUUGCACAACAACUAGUAACACGAAAACCUUCGAAAAAUGCAUGUCAUUGCCCUCCCAAGAUGCUUCCCUCGCUUGGACAUUUCAUGCACACAACUCCACACUCGAUUUAGUCUUUUUCGGUACGUUCAUUUCGCCGUCCGGUUGGGUAGGGUUCGGAAUAAACCCUACCUCCCCGGAAAUGACUGGAACCCGUGCCCUAAUCGCCUUUCCGGACCCUAAUUCCGGCCAAAUAGUCCUCCUACCCUACAUCCUAGACCCAACCGUCAAGCUACAAAAGAACCCGCUACUCUCGCAGCCGCUCGACAUCCACCUCCUCACCUCUUCCGCGGCCCUCUAUGGCGGCAGAAUGGCCACCGUACACGACGGUGCAAACAUCCAAAUCCACGCAACCAUAAAACUCACACAAAAUAAAACCCUAAUUAACUUUGUUUGGAACCGCGGACUUUACGUCCAAGGUUACUCCCCAACCAUCCAUCCCACCACCGAGAACGAUCUUUCGUCAACCUCCACCGUCAAUAUCCUGUCCGGAUUCGCAUCCAACGGCCACGAAACCGCCUACACGCUCAAGAUCAUCCACGGCAUCUUAAACGCCAUUUCAUGGGGGAUUUUGCUACCGAUCGGGGCGAUAACCGCCCGUUACCUUCGUCACAUCCAGUCGCUAGGGCCCGUUUGGUUCUACGCGCACGCUGGAAUCCAGCUCUUCGGUAUCUUCAUUGGAACCGUGGGAUUCGCCAUUGGGAUUCGGCUCGGGCAGUUGUCUCCCGGAAAAGUUUACGGCCUUCACCGGAAACUCGGGUUCGCCGUGUUUUGUUUAGGUUGGCUUCAGACACUUGCUCUUUUAUUCCGGCCAAAGACUACCCACAAGUUUAGGAGGUAUUGGAAAUCUUACCAUCAUUUUGUUGGGUACGCAUGCGUGGUGAUCGGAGUGGUGAAUGUUUUUCAAGGGUUUGAGAUCAUGGGAGAAGGAAGAUCUCUCGCUAAGUUGGUGUAUUGUUUAGGUUUGUCAACGUUGGUUGGUGUUUGUAUAGCGUUGGAAGUGAAUUCUUGGGUCAUUUUCUGUAGGAAAUCCAAAGAGGACAAAUUAAGGAGAGAAGGGUUCAUUAGUGGGUGUUCUGAUAAAGCUAGUGAUUCAAGCAGAGGUAAAAUUAUCAGUUAACAAAAUUUAUUUUGUGAGGAUUGUAAUUUGAUCAUAUAUGCUUUCAAGUUUUGUUUUUUUUUUUUUAGUAAUGAACGUGUUUGUGAUCUAGCGCUUUCAUUAGUUUGAAAAGCUGUAAACUUUGUAAUAAUUACUUUUUGUUUAAUCCCACACUUCCAUUGAACAAGCAACAAAAUAUACUCCUUGCUAGUGCUAUUCCAAAAAAAAUUUGUUAUAAUGGUUGGACUUCGGAGUUCAAAGAUAAUUUUGGUGGUAUGACACCUAUUCUUUGAUGUCUGAAAUAAAUGUAUUUAUUUCGCUUAUUACGUACCCAUAUAUUUAUUUCGCUUAUUACGUACCCAU